AUGGCUCGGGAGUCAGAGAAACUUCAACUUGCAGGGAACAAGUUCAAACCCCUCAGGUUGUCCAAGCUGCGGAUCCGUCCGCCUUUGAGUGGCCGCAAGAAGAAGAUUCCUGGGGGGACACUCGAAGCUCAUGCCAAUGGUUUCAGGUAUUCAACGACCACGCCUGACGAGCGUGUGGAUGUCCUGUUUGCAAACAUAAAGCACGCGUUUUUCCAGCCGGCUGAGAAGGAGAUGAUCACCCUCCUUCAUUUUCAUUUGCACAACCACAUCAUGGUAGGAACCAAGAAAACAAAGGACGUCCAGUUUUAUGUGGAGGUAAUGGAUGCUGUGCAGUCUUUAGGUGGUGGGAAGAGAUCCUCAGCCUAUGAUCCAGAUGAGAUUGAUGAAGAAGAGCGGGAGCGCGAUAGGAAAAACAAGAUCAACAUGGAUUUCAAUCAUUUUGCAAACCGGGUCAAUGAUAUGUGGCAACUACCCCAGUUUGCAAGUCUGGACCUUGAGUUUGAUCAACCUCUGAGGGAGCUUGGUUUCCAUGGAGUUCCGCACAAGACAUCUGUAUUCAUUAUACCGACCUCCAGCUGCUUAGUUGAGCUCAUAGAAUACCCUUUCCUCGUGGUCAGUCUGAGUGAGAUUGAGAUUGUGAAUCUUGAGAGGGUUGGGUUUGGGCAGAAGAACUUUGACAUGGCCAUCAUCUUCAAGGACUUCAAAAAAGAUGUUCUCAGGGUUGAUUCAGUUCCCACAAGUUCGCUGGAGGGGAUAAAGGAGUGGCUCGACACUACAGAUAUAAAGUACUACGAGAGCAAACUGAACCUGAACUGGAGACAGAUCCUGAAGACGAUCACGGAUGAUCCGCAGAGCUUCAUAGAUGAUGGAGGAUGGGAGUUUCUGAAUCUGGACGGAAGUGAUUCAGAAUCUGGGGGCUCUGAGGAGUCAGACAAAGGAUAUGAACCAUCAGAUGUGGAGGUUGAGUCUGAGUCAGAGGAUGAUGCCUCGGAGAGUGAGUCAUUGGUGGAGUCAGAGGAUGAAGAAGAAGAGGACUCAGAGCAACAGUCAGAGGAAGAGAAAGGUAAGACUUGGGAUGAACUGGAGAGAGAUGCUACUAAUGCAGACAGAGAGCAUGGACAUGAGUCUGAUAGUGAGGAAGAGAGGAAGAGAAGGAAGAUGAAAGCGUUUGGGAAAUCGCGGUCUGGAACUAGCGGUGGAGGCGGCAGUAGCAGUAUGAAGAACAUGCCACCAUUAAAGCGCAGCAAGCACAGGUGAAAAGGAUCAGACGUU
Messenger RNA from Camelina sativa (false flax), 1272 nucleotides. NCBI's taxonomy places the organism in Eukaryota, Viridiplantae, Streptophyta, Magnoliopsida, Brassicales, Brassicaceae. The record is from RefSeq and is a predicted model, not a curated record.